Messenger RNA from Anopheles cruzii, 1885 nucleotides. It is a transcript of the gene Taz, whose product is annotated as tafazzin. Gene Ontology annotation, molecular function: 1-acylglycerophosphocholine O-acyltransferase activity. The transcript has 7 exons. NCBI's taxonomy places the organism in Eukaryota, Metazoa, Arthropoda, Insecta, Diptera, Culicidae. Gene Ontology annotation, cellular component: mitochondrial membrane. The record is from RefSeq and is a predicted model, not a curated record. Gene Ontology annotation, biological process: cardiolipin acyl-chain remodeling; inner mitochondrial membrane organization. Bases 133 to 1020 code for a protein of 295 amino acids.
CACUGAGAGUGGGUUCACGGGCGAACAGAGUGUGUGCGCGUGUGUGACGGCGAUCAUCGGAAGCGGCGAGAGUGUUCACUUAAUUAAAUUAAGUCAAUCGGCCGCCGUCUCCCCGAGGGCCACUCGGAAAGCAUGAACUCGAAGCCAGCGGCGCCACCAGCGCCAGCACCAGCGACCGCCAACGGUGGUGCCCUCCAACAGCAACCGCACGUCCCGUACAAUAUCGAUUGGAUAUUUCCCCGGUUGAGGCGCCCGAAUCGGUUGUGGCACAUCGCCAGCGCUGGAGUGAUUGGUUUGGUGGGCUUUGUCUCCAAAAUCGUCAUCGUCUGGCUGAACAAGGCGCGCGUGCACAACCUCGAAGUCCUGGAGAAUGCGCUCGAGCACCGGCCCAAAGGCAAACCGCUGCUAACGAUCUCCAACCACCACUCGUGCUUCGAUGAUCCAGGCAUUUGGGGACUGCUCGACACUCAUCGGUUGCUUAAGCUGCGGAACGUUUGCAGCCGGAACGUCAUCCGAUGGUCGAUGGCGGCGCACGACAUUUGCUUCACCAACAAAACGCACUCGCUGUUCUUCAUGUACGGCAAGUGCAUUCCGGUCGUGCGCGGUGCGGGCGUGUACCAGCCGGCGAUCGAUCUGUGCAUCGAGAAGCUAAAACUGGGCGACUGGGUCCACGUGUUCCCCGAGGGGAAGGUCAAUAUGACGAAAGAGGAUCUCAGGUUCAAGUGGGGUGUCGGACGGAUCGUGUACGAAACGCCCACCUUGCCCAUUAUCAUUCCGAUUUGGCACAUCGGAAUGGACGAUGUGUUACCGAACGAACCGCCGUACUUCAUCCGGACCGGUAAGAAGCUAACGUACAACUUUGGCAAUCCGAUCGAUCUCAGUGCCCUGAUGGAACGGCUCCGAUCGGCGCCGGUCAACGAGGAGGAAGCCCGCAAAAUGAUUACGGAUGCUAUCCAGGAGGAAAUGAUGAUACUUAAACAACAGACCGAAAGGCUACAUUCGGAUUACUUAAAAAGCUGAGUGCCGGCGCUGAAGGCACACAGACCACGGCGGGGCGACCAGCCCGGAACCCACGAUUCACAACCCAAAACCACAAAGCCCCUCAGAUGAUUGCCGACUUCGUUGUUGGUGUCGGUGCGCAGGGUCGCCGGGUGUGGGUCUAUUCGGAUAGUGUCGUGCUUCCAGACCGGAGGGUGCUUGUGACCAACUCUUACCUUUAACUUACCUAUCACAACACGUUGCUUCUGCUGGCCGGCGUUCGGUGCCAGCAUACCUAGAAUUAGGAGGCCUUUUUAGGGAGCGGCGGUCCGGGGGGUCUUUUGAGCAUUGCAUUUUGUUUCCCGUCUUUCGCCGAACCGCCGAGCCCCUCCGUUGCUAAGUUGAGUGAGGUGGGUUGUACCAAAGUUCUAGUCAAUCGAACAUAGACGCUAAGCUGCACACACAAGCGCUGAACUUCCGAGGGACCAUAUUCGUCGGGAAUUGCGUCGGGCAGGGGAAAGUAGCUCUAUUAGCAGAUAAGAAAUACGGCGCGAAUGGACGUCACGUAAAUUUCGCGGCGCCCUCGCGAUAAGCAAUCAAAAAUCUUAACGACCUCUGCUUAGACCACCAAUGCAUCGGCUGCAGCGGUUGUAGCGGUUUGCGAGAGAGAGAGAUGAAAGCGUCCAGAUUGCGUACGUUCACGUGGAAGGAUUUCAUUAGUUUAUUUUUAAAUUACUAACGUUCGUGAACAUUCGACUGGGUAGAGGUUAGGCAUAGAAAGUUUGACGUUUCGGAUCGCUUCCGCUAGCCACACCGCCAGGCAGCGCAGUUAUGGGGUGGUUACACGGGAACAGAUUUAGGCUAAUUUUGACACUCGUUACAUUAAUAAACAGUCAAUUUAUGAACA